Peromyscus maniculatus bairdii (prairie deer mouse) is the source of this 5229-nucleotide messenger RNA. It is a transcript of the gene Col15a1, whose product is annotated as collagen type XV alpha 1 chain. The record is from RefSeq and is a predicted model, not a curated record. Lineage: Eukaryota; Metazoa; Chordata; Mammalia; Rodentia; Cricetidae. Gene Ontology annotation, cellular component: extracellular matrix.
AGCCGCCCGGGGUUGUGGGGCGCUGUGUCAGCACUCCGGGCUUUCUUUGCGGGUUACAUAAGGCCCUGGAGUGGCGGGAAGAAGGGGGCGUGGGGAGGCUCGGCUGGGACCGGCGGCGAGGUGGGGCACCGCGCGUGGGGGAGCUCAGGGCGCGGCGGAGUCGGGUUUCAGUGCGCGGGUGACUCAGGCGCGGGCGGCAGCCGGGAUCCUGCGGUCGCCGCCGAGCGCCGCCUUUGUUCCGCAGGAGAAGCCGAGUUGGGGUCCGGCGGCUGCACCAUGGCACCCAGGAGGACCGCGCAGGGCCAGCGCCCGCGGUGGCUGCUCUCCAUCCUCUCCUCUGCGCUGCUCUCCGCUGUCCUGCAGACGCGCGCAGCGACAGGGUCAGCCUCCCAGGACCAUCUGGACCUCACAGAGCUCAUCGGUGUUCCAUUACCCUCUUCCGUGUCCUUUGUCACUGGCUAUGGUGGUUUCCCGGCUUACAGCUUUGGGCCUGGUGCCAAUGUUGGCCGCCCAGCCAGGACCCUCAUCCCACCUACCUUCUUCAGGGACUUCGCCAUCGGUGUGGCAGUGAAGCCUAGCAGUGCCCAGGGAGGCGUGCUCUUUGCAAUUACUGACGCUUUCCAGAAAGUCAUCUACCUGGGUCUGCGUCUUUCCGGUGUGGAGGAUGGCCACCAGCGGGUUAUCCUGUACUACACGGAACCAGGCUCCCAUGUGUCCCGUGAAGCUGCAGCCUUUUCAGUGCCCGUGAUGACCAACAGGUGGAAUCGUUUUGCUGUGACUGUCCAGGGCGAGGAAGUGGCCCUUCUCGUGGACUGUGAGGAACACAGCCACGUCCUUUUCCAGCGAUCUUCCCGGCCUCUGACUUUCGAGCCCAGUGCUGGGAUCUUUGUGGGCAAUGCAGGAGCCACGGGACUGGAGAGAUUUACGGGCUCCAUACAGCAGCUCACCAUCUAUACUGACCCCAGGACCCCUGAGGAGCUGUGUGAAGCCCAAGAGUCCUCGGCAUCUGGAGAAGCCAGUGGGCUUCAGGAGAUGGAUGAAGUCGCUGAGAUCAUGGAAGCUGUCACCUACACUCAAGCCCCGCCUAAAGAAGCACACGUUGAUCCCAUAAACAUGCCUCCUACUUCAUCCUCUCCUGCUGAGGACAUGGAGCUUUCUGGUGAACCUGUGCCAGAAGGAACCCCGGAAACCAACUUGAACAUCACUGGGCAUAGCAGCCCUGAGCAAGGGUCUGGUGAGAUUCUGAAUGACACACUGGAGGUCCAUGCUGUGGAUGGGGACGCCAGUGGUUCAGGGGAUGGGGCCUUGUUGAAUAUCACUGACGGUCAGGUGUUAUCAGCAACAGCAACUGGGGAGGCCAAGGUGCCUGUCACCGCUACCCUGGAAGCAGAGAUUGGCAGUGUGCCUCCUGGGAGCCCCACCCUAGCCAUGUCCACCCAGAACUCCAGGGAAGUGGGCACUCCAGAUCCAGAGAAUGAAGAAAAUCCAGCAACAGCAGCAUCGGGGGAUGGCGAGGUGCCCACCGGCACUGCUGGGGGUGCAGAGGCUGGCACCAUGCCUACUGCAGGGCCAACCCUAUCCAUGCUUACCCAGAAGCCAAGAGAAGAGGCCACUCUGGGUCCAAACGGUGAAGAAUGGCUAACCCCAGCUGUGUCCAAAGUGCCCCUCAGUGCUUUUGAGGAAGAGGAAGCCAGCGGGACUGCCACCGACAGCCUGGAUGCCUUCACACCCACAGUGGUCCUUGAGCAAGCCAGCGAGGUCCCUACAGACAUUCAGAAUGCUCUCACACCCACAGUGGUCCUUGAGCAAGCCAGCAGGAGUCCAACAGACAUCCAAGCCACUCUCACACCCACAGUGGCCCCUGAGCAAGUGUUUACUUCUGCACCUGCUGAUGGAGAAGACUUGGUAGCUGCCACAGAGGAAGCUGAAGAGGAGGGGUCUGGCCUCACACCCCCCAGUGGGCCUCCGCUCCCCACACCUACAGUGAUUCUCGAGAGGCAGGUCACUCUGGUAGGAGUGGAGGCCGAGGGCUCUGGCCCUGUUUGGCCCCUGGAUGUGGGCUCAGGCUCUGGAGACAUUGUGGGCAAUGAGGAUCUGUUGAGAGGUCCUCCAGGCCCCCCAGGCCCACCUGGAUCACCUGGGAUUCCAGGAAAACCAGGAACUGAUGUUUUCACGGGACCCCCUGGCUCUCCGGGAGAGGAUGGACCCACAGGGGAGCCAGGACCUCCGGGCCCCGAGGGACAGCCUGGACUUGAUGGAGCCUCUGGCAAGCCUGGGAUGAAAGGAGAGAAGGGAGCAAGAGGACCUAACGGCUCCGUCGGCGAGAAGGGAGACCCUGGCAACCGAGGCUUACCAGGGCCCCCAGGGAAAAACGGGCAAGUUGGUACUCCUGGGGUCAUGGGACCACCAGGGCCUCCAGGACCCCCUGGACCCCCAGGUCCUGGAUGUACAACAGAACUUGGAUUUGAGGACAUCGAAGGUUCGGGCGACAGCCAGCUACUGAGCAAACCCAGAAAACCGGGGCCCUCCUCUCCAAGUGGUCCCAAAGGAGAAAAAGGAGAACAAGGACCCAAGGGUGAACGGGGAAUGGACGGAACGAGCACUGUGGGGCCCCCUGGGCCCAGGGGGCCACCUGGGCGUGUCGAGGUCCUGUCCAGUUCUUUGUUCAACGUCACUAAUGGAUUCAUGAAUUUCUCGGACAUUCCUGAACUUGCGGGACCUCCGGGGCCGGACGGUGUCCCCGGGCUGCCAGGAUUUCCAGGCCCUAGAGGACCAAAAGGUGACACUGGUGUGCCUGGAUUCCCAGGUCUAAAAGGAGAACAGGGCGAGAAGGGCGAGCCGGGUGCUAUCCUGACAGGGGACAUUCCUCUGGAAAUGGUGAAGGGGAGAAAGGGUGAACCUGGAAUGCAUGGAGCCCCAGGACCCAUGGGACCCAAAGGACCACCAGGACACAAAGGAGAAUUUGGCCUCCCAGGACGACCUGGUCGCCCAGGAUUGAAUGGUCUCAAGGGUGCCAAAGGAGAUCGAGGGAUCAUGAUGCCGGGUCCACCUGGCCUACCUGGACCCCCAGGACCCCCAGGACCCCCUGGAGCUAUGGUGAACAUCAAAGGUGCUGUUUUCCCAAUACCUGCCCGGCCACACUGCAAAACGCCAGUUGGUACUGCUCACCCUGGCGACCCAGAGCUUGUCACUUUCCACGGUGUGAAGGGAGAGAAGGGGUCCUGGGGCCUUCCCGGCUCGAAAGGAGAAAAGGGGGACCAAGGAGCCCAAGGACCACCAGGUCCUCCAGUUGAUCCAGCUUACCUGAGACAUUUUCUCAACAGCUUGAAGGGGCAGAAUGGAGAUGCAGCCUUCAGAGGAGAGUCCAGCGACAACCUCUUUGUAUCUGGGCCUCCAGGCCAACCAGGACAUCCAGGCCUGGUUGGCCAGAAAGGAGAGGCUGUUGUGGGGCCCCAGGGGCCCCCAGGAGUUCCAGGCCUGCCUGGGCCACCUGGCUUUGGGAGACCUGGUGUCCCUGGACCACCGGGACCCCCUGGGCCACCAGGACCUCCUGCCAUCCUGGGUGCAGCCGUGGCUCUUCCAGGCCCACCUGGCCCUCCAGGACAGCCAGGACUCCCAGGAUCCAGAAACUUGGUCACGGCACUCAGCGACAUGGGUGACAUGCUGCAGAAAGCACACUUGGUCAUAGAGGGAACGUUCAUUUACCUGAGGGACAGUGGAGAGUUCUUCAUCCGUGUCCGAGAUGGUUGGAAAAAAUUACAGUUGGGAGAACUGAUCCCCAUCCCUGCUGACAGCCCCCCACCACCAGCGCUUUCCAGCAAUCCAUACCAGCCACAGCCUCCACUGAACCCCAUUUUAAGUGCCAAUUAUGAGAGACCUGUCCUGCAUCUGGUUGCUCUGAACACGCCGGUGGCCGGGGACAUCCGAGCCGACUUCCAGUGUUUCCAGCAGGCCAGGGCUGCAGGACUGCUGUCCACCUUCCGAGCUUUCCUGUCAUCCCAUUUACAGGAUCUCUCCACAGUUGUGAGGAAAGCAGAGAGAUUCAGCCUUCCCAUUGUGAACCUCAAGGGCCAAGUUCUUUUUAACAAUUGGGACUCAAUAUUUUCUGGCGACGGGGGUCAGUUCAAUACACACAUUCCGAUAUACUCCUUUGAUGGUCGAGACGUGAUGACGGACCCUUCCUGGCCCCAGAAAGUCAUUUGGCAUGGAUCCAACCCCCGUGGUGUCCGUCUUGUGGAUAAGUACUGUGAAGCCUGGCGAACCACGGAUAUGGCAGUAACGGGAUUUGCCUCGCCACUGAGCACAGGGAAGAUUCUGGACCAGAAAGCUUAUAGCUGUGCUAAUAGGCUAAUCGUCCUAUGUAUUGAAAACAGUUUCAUGACAGACGCUAGGAAGUAAUAGCCUUCCCAUGAUUCUCAAAGAGUUUUCUAAUUUUUCUUAUGUGAAGAGUUGACACUGAAGUCUAAAAUGUUGUAAAUAUUGUAAGUUUUUUUUUUUUUAUAUUACACAUUUGUCAAAAGAGAAACCAAAGAAAACAUACCUCAGUAUGCUCAAAAGGAAAGACACAAGGGACUCAGAUCCAAGUCAAAUCCAAUCCACAUAUUGGUGCUAGAUUCUGCAGGAAGCCCCGGCAGUGUGAACACAUCCCGACAGAGUAGGGCAAUCUGAAAACAGAGGCCAGAGUGACUGAUUGCCCAGUGCAUUCUUCAGAAAGAAUUCCUUCCUUCCAACCAUGACUAUUGAGUGUAAGAUGUCCUUCAUGUUUGCUUACAAGGUCAGCUUUUAGACACAUAGCCCCUCCCUAAGUGCUUGGUGAUUCCAUAUACAUCCAUCCGUCCAGAGAAAGGGACCUGCUCGAAAGAUCCCAUUCAUAUUUUCUUCUAUCAGGCUUUAAUACGGUUCCCUUUAAAAUACUAUUGCCAUCAUGCUGUAGAGUUUUGCAUGUUUACCCAAUCAUAGUUGAGCGUGGCAUCUGUUUAUGUAGUUCUGGCUUGCUGGGAAAGUUGAGACUCCAGGAAAGAAACAGCACAUAAUCAUUACCUUUCUUUCCCUUGCUAGUCCUCCUUCCCAUCUCCCACCCCAAUUUUACGAUUUCCAUUUAGCAAGUCUUGAAUUACGACUGCAGCUGAAACAGAUCCGUUGAGAUGAGUUUCCUGAAAAGUCUGUAUCAUUGUGCUGUAGGCUUUGCUAUCUUUUUCCAUGUAAGAACAUAAAGACAUCUUUUCCAGG